CUCUCAGUCUUUACUUCUUCGCUGAAAUUCAGAUUCUGGAAACUGCAACAAGAAAUCUCCUGAAAAAAUAAAAAAAAUAGAAAAUUCGAAAGAAAUUUUAAUAAAUAAGCAGAAAAAGAAAGAGUAAUUAACUCACCAGAUGCAACCCGUAGGUGGUGGUGGAAGCAGUGAACUGAGUCGAAGCGGUGGCGGUGGACUCGCCCGGUACCGUUCAGCUCCGGCGACCUGGUUAGAAGCCCUACUCGAAUCCGACGAAGAACCUUCCGAGGUUGUUUUAGACCCACCUUUAUUGUCAUCCUCUAAACCGCCAACAGUUCCACCGCACUCCGCCACUGUCACCGGCACCACCACUAGCCGUUUAGACACUGAUCUAAGCUUAUUGGAAACCCUAAGUGGUGGGCCGUCCCAUGGGUUGAGCAAUUUUCUGAGGCAAAGCAGUUCUCCGGCGGAGUUUUUAUCCCAAAUUAAUUCCGAUGGCUAUAUUUCGAGUUUUGGGAUUCCUGAUUAUACAUCGCCUUCAUCAGUAAAUGUUUCUUCGGGGAAGUGGGCUUUUGACGCUGAGGAUGCAGACAAGAGUACCAAAUUAUCUUCUUCUUCUUCUCAGCAGAGAGGAGAGAAAGGUGGGCUUUUACGCAGUGGCCUGAGUGGGUCAUUUGAUGCUGAAACAGAAAAGCUUUUGGAGGACUCUGUCAUGUGUAGGACUCGAGCAAAGCGUGGCUGUGCUACCCAUCCACGCAGCAUUGCCGAGAGGGUGCGGAGAACACGAAUUAGUGACCGCAUAAGGAAGCUUCAAGAACUUGUUCCCAAUAUGGAUAAGCAAACUAACACAGCUGACAUGUUAGAUGAAGCUGUAGCAUAUGUCAAGUUCUUGCAAAACCAGAUCCAGGAACUCCUGGAGCAUCAAAAGAACUGCAAAUGCUCAAUACAAGAUUGAAGGGAGGAAUGAGCAGGAAGAUGGAAUUCACAUGCAUGCAAUUAAUUAGGCCGAUCUAGGAAUUCAUCUGAGCUAGGAUGAUGCUCAACGAUCGCUUGUGUGGCGGCCCAAUUUAUGGGAAAUUUUUUGGCUGACAGAGUCAGCAUAGGUGACUGCUAUGGCUCGUAGUGUGCUGGCUCCGUCACUCUUGUGACACGGUUUUUCUGACUUGGUGCCAUGACGUGUCUUAAAUGUUGCCUUCGUAUUACAAAAUACAAGCAAACCAACCCCAAAAUAAAAAUGUGUUCGGACUCAUUGAGGUACAUCAUCUAGUUUUAACUGUCUAACAAAUUGUUCUAAAACAAUGGAAUUCUAUUAUGAGUUUGUCUUACGAAGAUAAAAGAGCUAUACAUGAGAAGAGCGAACACCUACUACUUGAUCUAAAUGAAUCCCAAGCUUAGUAUUUCGAACAUGGGAAAUGGCCUGUGUACAGGGAGUUUUGCACAGAUGUUCUACAGGUUAGACACAUGGGGUGGAUCUUAUGUGAAUAUUUUAUUGUAAUGGACUCCAUUGUUGUGAGUAUUCAAUAAAAUAUCUGUAAAAAAUUUUCCUGUAAGUGUA
Olea europaea var. sylvestris is the source of this 1534-nucleotide messenger RNA. Its product is annotated as transcription factor bHLH80-like. Gene Ontology annotation, biological process: regulation of transcription by RNA polymerase II. Gene Ontology annotation, molecular function: protein dimerization activity; DNA-binding transcription factor activity, RNA polymerase II-specific; RNA polymerase II cis-regulatory region sequence-specific DNA binding. The transcript has 6 exons. Gene Ontology annotation, cellular component: nucleus. Bases 140 to 934 code for a protein of 264 amino acids. Lineage: Eukaryota; Viridiplantae; Streptophyta; Magnoliopsida; Lamiales; Oleaceae. The record is from RefSeq and is a predicted model, not a curated record.